UCGGCGCCGGAAGGCCGCGGCCAAGGCCCUGGGGGCCAGAGCAAGAGCGGGACUCAGCCUCGGUCGCCGCGCCGCGCGCUCUCCGCUCUUCGGCUCCGUCCACUCCUGCCGAGUCUGCCGCCGCCGCUGCCGCCGCCAUGGCCCAAGCCGAUAUCGCACUGAUUGGACUGGCUGUCAUGGGCCAGAACUUAAUUUUGAACAUGAAUGACCACGGCUUUGUGGUUUGUGCUUUCAAUAGGACAGUCUCCAAAGUUGAUGAUUUCUUGGCCAAUGAGGCAAAGGGAACCAAAGUGGUCGGUGCUCACUCCUUGGAGGAGAUGGUCUCGAAGCUGAAGAAGCCGAGGCGGGUCAUACUGCUGGUGAAGGCCGGCCAAGCUGUGGACGAUUUCAUCGACAAACUGGUACCAUUGUUGGACACUGGUGACAUCAUCAUUGAUGGAGGAAAUUCUGAAUACAGGGACACAACAAGACGAUGUCGCGACCUCAAGGCCAAGGGAAUCUUGUUUGUGGGGAGCGGAGUCAGUGGUGGAGAGGAGGGGGCCCGGUAUGGCCCCUCACUUAUGCCAGGAGGGGACAAGGAAGCCUGGCCCCACAUCAAGACAAUCUUCCAAGGCAUCGCCGCAAAAGUAGGAACGGGGGAACCCUGCUGUGACUGGGUGGGAGACGAAGGAGCCGGCCACUUUGUCAAGAUGGUGCACAACGGGAUCGAGUACGGGGACAUGCAGCUCAUCUGUGAGGCCUACCACCUGAUGAAGGAUGUGCUGGCCAUGGAGCACGACGAGAUGGCAAAGGUGUUUGAGGAAUGGAAUAAGACAGAGCUCGACUCCUUCCUCAUCGAGAUCACGGCCAACAUCCUCAAGUUCCGAGAUGCUGACGGCGGACACCUGCUGCCGAAGAUCAGGGACAGCGCGGGCCAGAAGGGCACGGGCAAGUGGACGGCCAUCUCGGCCCUGGAGUACGGCGUUCCCGUCACCCUCAUCGGAGAAGCGGUUUUUGCUCGAUGCUUGUCAUCUCUGAAGGACGAGAGGAUUCAAGCCAGCAAAAAGCUGACGGGUCCCCAGAAGAUCCAGUUUGAAGGUGAUAAGAAAGCGUUCCUGGAGGAUAUUCGGAAGGCCCUCUACGCUUCCAAGAUCAUCUCAUACGCGCAAGGCUUUAUGCUGCUGAGACAGGCGGCCACGGAAUUCGGCUGGACCCUCAACUACGGCGGCAUCGCCCUGAUGUGGAGAGGGGGCUGCAUCAUCAGGAGCGUGUUCCUAGGAAAGAUAAAGGAUGCAUUUGACCGGAACCCACAACUUCAGAAUCUCCUGCUCGAUGACUUCUUUAAGUCCGCUGUCGAGAACUGCCAGGGUGCGUGGCGGCGGGCAGUGAGCACCGGGGUCCAGGUGGGCAUCCCGAUGCCUUGCUUCACCACCGCCCUGUCCUUCUACGACGGGUACAGACACGACGUGCUGCCGGCCAACCUCCUCCAGGCUCAGCGGGAUUACUUCGGGGCUCACACUUACGAACUCUUAGCCAAACCCGGACAGUUUAUCCACACUAACUGGACAGGCCACGGGGGCAGCGUGUCGUCCUCUUCAUACAAUGCCUGAUCAGACCAGUCACCUGCCACGGUUCCCGGGACGGGGGGAGACAUUCCAGGGGCUGCCCGACGCUGCUCACCCAGCCCUCCGCCCCGCUCUCUGCUCAGACCUUUUCUAAGAUAGUCUCCUAAGGGACUCCUGACAAGGUCACGUGAGUGUCCAUGUGAAGUGGCCCUGGGAGAAGCACGGUGCCCUCUGCCCUGGCGUCCUGGGGCCGAACAGGAGGCCAGCCUGUACGUGCCCGUGUGCCCCGGCCCCACGUGACUGAGUGCCCUGCUCAAGGCACGCAUGGGGGGGGGACAUCGCUCAGACUGGAACGUUUGCGUCACGUGGUAGGUUUCCCGCUUUUCUCCACAUAAUAAAAGGUAGAUCCU
Molecule: messenger RNA, 1954 nt
Organism: Lutra lutra (Eurasian river otter)
Lineage: Eukaryota; Metazoa; Chordata; Mammalia; Carnivora; Mustelidae
Gene: PGD
Product: phosphogluconate dehydrogenase
Exons: 13
Coding region: 138-1589 (483 amino acids)
Biological process (GO): pentose-phosphate shunt, oxidative branch; pentose-phosphate shunt
Cellular component (GO): cytosol
Molecular function (GO): phosphogluconate dehydrogenase (decarboxylating) activity; NADP binding
Source: RefSeq, a predicted model, not a curated record